This is a messenger RNA of Fraxinus pennsylvanica, 1209 nucleotides long. Lineage: Eukaryota; Viridiplantae; Streptophyta; Magnoliopsida; Lamiales; Oleaceae. The record is from the annotation of a GenBank genome assembly.
AUGACCUUGACACAAAUACUCAGAGGGCAUCGAGAGAGUCCUCAACCAUUUUCAAGGUCAUCCCAAGUGAAAGGAGUGCUUGUUUGUGGUCAUCUUCAUCCUCGAUCUCCGACUUCAUCAGUCGAUCUCAGCUUCUUCAAAACCAGGUUAAUUAAAAUGGUGGCAAAACAUCAUUUUACACGAGUGGACACGAUGGAGCUGAAAAAUCAUAUUUAUCAGAAGAUUGGGCAUGCAAGAGCAGAAAAUUACUUUGAUCAGCUGAAAAGAUUUUUCAGUUUAAAGCUUAGCAAGGUCGAAUUCGAUCAGAACUGCAUAAAAACAAUUGGGAGAGAGAAUCUCUCUCUUCAUAACCGGCUUAUUCAAUCCAUUCUCCAGAAUGCUUGUCAGGCUAAAGUUCCCCCACCAAUAGCUAGGAAAGUUAAAGGACCUCUUGGGGUUAAAGUUGCAAAUGGUUACCAAAGAAAUUGUAUGCAAUCACUCUAUGGCGAUGCAUUUCCCCCAUCUCCUCGCAAGCAUAGAUCUCCUAUUAACAGGGAUCGUAAGUUUCGGGAUCGCCAAAGUCCACUUGGACCACUAGGAAAGAGCCCUAGCAUCACAUUUGAAGAAACUAGUCCAAGAAUACACGAACAGCAAAGUGGAGCAGAACUGAAUUCUGUCAGUAGCAGACCACCCAUUGAAGUUGCUCCUGUUGAAGAUGGGGAAGAGGUUGAACAAUUUGCUGGAAGCCUAGGCAUUCAGAGUCGGAGCCCUAUUACUGCUCCAUUUGGUGUUUCAAUAAACCUGGGUGGUGCUCAUAAAGCUCUUCAACGUGGUUUUGGGUUUAACACUUGUCAAAAUAGUGGCGAGUUACCUGAUACGAAAAUGCUGAGGAGUUGUUUGGAGAAAAAGUUGGAAUUGGAGGGGAUUGGAAUUUCUUUGGAUUGUGCUAACCUGUUCAAUAAUAGUUUGGAUGCGUAUUUGAAGAGGUUAAUUGAACCUUGUAUGGAGAUUGCAAGAUCACCGGGUAAUCAUAUGCACGAGGGAGAGUUAAACGGUCAAAUAAGUACUGGAGGGAACGGGGCAUUACUUGGAAGAUAUACACGAAGACCAACCCACUCGAAAUAUGUAAGUACGUCAGAUUUUCGUGUUGCUAUGGAGUUGAACCCACGAAUUCUUGGGGCGACUUGGCCAGUACAACUGGAGAAGAUCUGCACUCGUGCCGUUGAGUAA